AUGGGAAUCAUAGUUCCAGUAUUGACCCUUGUUUACCUCUUACUCACCACCACAGUGAGCCAUGCUGCCUCCAAACCGAGGAUGAUUCUAGUUGGUGGAUAUGUUGGUUCGUGGAAGGUUCCAGAUUCUCCCAGCAACACUCUCAAUCACUGGGCUGAGGCCAACCGUUUCAAAGUCGGCGACGUUCUUGUGUGGGCGUAUGAUGCGAAAGUUGAUUCGGUGUUACAAGUGACAAAAGAAGAUUACGAUAGUUGUGACACAUCAAAGCCCUUGAAGCAAUUCAACGAUGGAGACACAAAGUUCAAGCUAGACAACUCAGGACCUUACUUCUUCAUCAGUGGUGCUCCUGGAAGCUGCACUAAAGGCGAGAAGAUUCAUCUUGUUGUUUUGGCUGAACGCAAUAAUGUUGGUGCCGGGAGCCGUGACGUUGGCAGUCCUAAGGUUUCUCCUGUUAGUAGUACACCGGCUUUUACUCACGCUCCAGCUCCAGCUCCAGCUCCAAACGCUGCGGUUGGACUGAAUGUUGGAAGCGGUUUGUUCUUGACCGCGGUUGCUAUUGGUUUGGCUAUGGCUUAG
Raphanus sativus (radish) is the source of this 576-nucleotide messenger RNA. Its product is annotated as early nodulin-like protein 11. The transcript has 2 exons. The coding region runs from base 1 to 576 and encodes 191 amino acids. The record is from RefSeq and is a predicted model, not a curated record. Gene Ontology annotation, molecular function: electron transfer activity. Gene Ontology annotation, cellular component: plasma membrane. NCBI's taxonomy places the organism in Eukaryota, Viridiplantae, Streptophyta, Magnoliopsida, Brassicales, Brassicaceae.